Molecule: messenger RNA, 946 nt
Organism: Agrilus planipennis (emerald ash borer)
Lineage: Eukaryota; Metazoa; Arthropoda; Insecta; Coleoptera; Buprestidae
Exons: 3
Coding region: 192-848 (218 amino acids)
Biological process (GO): regulation of transcription by RNA polymerase II
Cellular component (GO): transcription regulator complex; nucleus
Molecular function (GO): DNA binding
Source: RefSeq, a predicted model, not a curated record
UCUAUGACAUAACCUAACUACCUGAUAUAACCUCUUGAAAUUUAAUGGCAUUUUUAAUUGUAAAGUCCCAAAGAACCAAAGUAUUACCGAAGUGUAGUGCCAGUAUAAGCUAUAUCAAUAUACAGUUUAGUAAUGUGUUUUAUGCGUUAUUGUUUAAAAAAGUUGAUUGUUUAAUUUGACGUUGAAUUGAGAUGGAUAAUGACUCCAAAAUUGAAGCUAUUCGCUUAGUUCAAGCCAUUGAAAAGCAUCCGGUUUUAUAUGAUAACAAUGUUCAGAAAUAUAGCGGCCGAAUUGGACAAAAAGAUGCAUGGAAUAAAGUCGCUUUAGAGACAAAAAAUACUCCUUCAACCUGUAAGGAGAAAUGGCAGGGUAUACGUUCAACACUUGUGCGCUAUUUGAAAAGCAAUUCAAAGAAAAAUUUUUAUUUACUUGAACAUUUGCAAUUUUUAAUUCCUUUUAUAAAGUUUAGGUCUAAUGAGGGAUACACUUACUUUAUGAAUGAGUCUUCACCUGAGGUAAAUUCCACACAGUUAAAUUCUGAUUUGCUUUCAAGUACAAAUGUGAAUUAUCCUAAAGAAAUGGAGUUUGGCGAAAGUGAUAGUGAAAAGAGUAAUCAACAAAAAACAGUAUCGUCAAAACCAAAAAGGAAACAUCAAGAUCUUUCUAUUUUUGAUGAUGAAGAAGAUGAUUCUGACGUUUUGUUCUUCAAGAGCGUCUGGGCUGAUGUCAAAAAGAUGAACAGGAAUCAAAAGUUGCAGUUCAGAAUUAGUGUCUUAAAUUCAAUGGAAAAAAUUCUAUGCUAUUCAGAACCAAGUAGUUCAAGUCAUAAACGUAAGAAUUUUCCAUAAUAAUUGUUUUAUCCUUAUAUUCUAAGUUAUAUACGUAAAAUAUACUUUACUUUUUUGUAUUACAUUCGUAAUAUUCAUAAAUAAAUGUUUUAUUUAUA